UGAAUCCCUAGUCCCUAGGAUUGGCAACGGGAGUCCUUUGGCUGGUGAAUUUGUUGGAUGAAGACAUUUACUAUUUGGAGAAAUGGCCUGGGUGAGCCUAACCCAGAGAAACAUUCUACAUUUCUCUGUCUCAAACAAAGUCCUCUGGCCAUUCCCCUGGGAGGUCGAAGGCUGGCUCUCUCCAAGGCCUUUGCCUCUCGUUGGGGACGGUCCCCUGGGGGUCUUGGCUUCCAUUUCAGGCCCAGCCAGAGGACAAGAAUGCCUGUAUGUUCCAGUGUGGGUUUCUGAGCGGGCAGCCUUGCCAUGCAUAGCUCGUACCUCAGGCAGGCAGAGGCACUGCUGUACCCGCCAGCCAGCCCUGAGAGGACCAAGCCGGGCCCUGAGCCAGGACAGACUGAGAUGGGCUCUAUGUGUCCUGCUGCAGAAGCCUUGACAGUUCACUGCUGUGUGACCUGAUCGCUCAGCCUGCCUUAGAUUCAGCCACAUAGUCACAGCGCUUGACAUUUAAUACCUUAUGAGAUGGAGAGGUCACAGUCCCAGCCUCUGGUUGUGACUGACCGAUGAUAGCUUCUCCCUGUGUCUGCAUAUAGCCACUCUCUGUGUGUAUGUCCCCAAACCUUCUUCUUACGAGGACAUAGGCAUGUGGAAGAAGACCCCUUCCCCCACUUUCACACAGCCGCGUCUGGAAAAGGCACUGUCUACAAGUGCAUCACAUUCUGACAAGGUGGGGUUGACUUUGAGUGUGGGAACUCUGUGGAGAAUGAUCAGCUCACCCCGUCAGCUGUUGUGGGAGAGUUGUCAGCUUAUGCGGCCUCAGUUCCCCAUCACGGGUGGCUGCCUUAAAACCGUGUUUCUCUCAGGCCUCCCGAGGCCUUCCGGGGGCAUGCAUUUGUUGCUGUUGUCCUUGGGGGUGUCACUCCUGCCCCUACCUUGGGCACAGGAGUCUGGUGAUAAGGAUUCAUUAGCAGGGGACUGUUCUGCCAUCAGCCCUCUGCUUGGACCAGGUGGGCUUUGAGGUGUCAGGGUCCCCCUGACUUGGGGCAGGCGGUGCUGUUGGACGUAGGCUGUAGAGAUCAUGGAUGAGCCUCACAGGACCGGGAGGCUCUGCUACAGGGGAUGGUUCCCAGCGUGGGUGGGAGGUCUGCUGCCUCAGGAGGCUGCUUUUGGAGGCCUCAUGGUUGAGGUAUCCUUUUCUCAGAUAGAGUCAGACCUGGGCAAGAGAGCAGUUACCCAGUAGUGCCUGCUGGGCUGCCCAGGUUCUCCCUAGGCUGCUGCUUGCCAGCCACUGUUGAAUGGGGUGGGGUUGGGUGGGGUGUGCAUGCAUUCUGCCACUCGGCUGCUGCUGCAGAGGAAGGACAUAUGGACUGUGUGUGUCAAUCGAGGCCCAUUAGAGUAAACUCAGGCUGGGAACAGCCUACCAGUUGAGCCAUAUCCCUCCUCUGCCCCCCUUCCCCAGCUACUUUUUGGAUUCUUUGAGACAGGGUCUCUCUAUGUAGCCAUAGCUGUCCAUGAUGUCAGUCUGCAGACCUGGUUGGCUUUGCACUCACAGAGACUCACGGUGUUUGCUUGUGAGCGCUGGGAUUAGAGACGUGCAUGACAAUGUUUGGCUGUCCCAGCUGCUUGUCUGUUCUGUGGGGCAUGCUCUUUCUAGGAUUGGGGUUUGAGACACGUGUUCAAACCUGGAAGUUUUGAGGCCCAUAUUCUUUUCUUGACUUUACGUCAUGCUUCCCUCCAAAACCAAGGUCAGUGGGCACUGUACUGCAAUCCUGAGGUUCAGCUAACGUCAGGGGCAGGUACCUUCAGAGAGGAACCUGGGACAGGGUGGUGCCGGUGAGCAGGGAGCUGAAGGGUGCAGAGAAAGCACUGUAAAGCUUCCAAAAUGUCCUUCAACAAGGGCAGUAACCACUGUAACUAUGAAGGAAGAAUGGGAAGAUCCCCUCUCUGCCCUCCCCAAAAGCAUCGUCUGUCACGUGGAGCCUGAUGGAUUCAGCUCUCAGUUCCACAGGCUUGUGUGGCUACGUUCUGCUAAGUUUGAACAUGAUGGAGAUGCUGAACCCUUCUCAGCCAAGGUGUUAGCGAGCCUCCAGUCAGGCCGAAACCACAAAGGAAAUGUAAACAAGGAAGUCUCAGGGGUGAUGAAAGACUUGCUGUGGAGAAGGAAGAGCUCUGGGGCUGAGGGACAGUGCCCUAGCAAGGAUGGCCUUAGAAGGAGACCUUCACUGGCCAGACUCAGGCCUCUGUGGAGAAUGUGGAGAAGGUGAUCCAAACCUCUGGGAACAGACUGACUGUGGUCUGCCUGAGCCAGCGCUGGUCUGUGGGCCAUUGCGCCCGCCGAAGCCCCAGUACCAGUCUCCGUUUCUGCAGACUGCCCAGUUCAUCUUCAGCCACCGCUACUUUGACUACCUGGGGAACCUCAUUGCUCUGGGAAACCUCUUGUCUAUUUGUGUUCCUGGUGCUGGACUCAAACCUGCUGCCUGGGGAACGGAACGACUUUGUCCUGGGGAUUCUCAACUACAUUUUCAUCUUGUACUACCUGCUGGAGCUGCUGUUCAAGGUGUUCGCGCUGGGCCUACGGGGCUACCUGUUCUACCACAGCAACGUGUUCGAUGGCCUCCUGACCAUCAUCCUGCUGGUUUUGGAGAUUUCUACUCUGGCCGUGUACCGAUUGCCGCACCCAGGAUGGAACUGAGCUCGGCAGGUCUACCUAGGUCCUGGGCACUGACUACCAUCUCUGCCUUCAAGCUAUGGGGCUGUUCUGAGAGGUGUGGCCCUGGCUGUGGGAGAUGUGGCUGUGACUGUGGGAGAUAUGACUGGCAGUUGGGAGCUUUGGCUGUGCUGGGAAGUGUGGCUAUGACUGUGCUAAGUGUGGCUGUGGCUGUGUUGGGAGGUAUGAUGGUAGCUGUGGUUAUGGCUGCCUGGGCACUGGGCAUGAGUAGGGUAUGGCUGGGCUCAGUCUCCCACCUCCUGGGAGCUUUUUCUGCCUGGUGUCCAUACAGUGAUUAUUGCUGUCUGGUCACCCCUGCUGCCUCAUCUCUUAGCCCCUCUGCUUCCCCAAACCUUGUAACACGGCUCCGGUAUCUUCUUAGGAAGCCAGAGCAGUAUGGCCCCCUGUCGCUUUGGGACAUGACUCGGCUGGUGAACAUUCUGAUUGUGAUACGCUUCCUGCGCAUCAUCCCCAGCAUAAAGCCAACGGCUGUGGUAGCCAGCACCAUCCUGGGCCUAAUCCAGAACCUGCGGGCAUUUGGUGGGAUCCUGGUGGUGGUAUACUAUGUGUUCGCCAUGAUUGGGAUCAACCUGUUCCGAGGUGUCAUUGUGCCUCCCGGAAACAGCAGCCUGGUUCCUGAUAACAGCUCAGCUCCGUGUGGAAGCUUUGAGCAGCUAGGUUACUGGCCCAACAACUUCGACGACUUUGCUGCUGCUCUGAUCACACUGUGGGACGUGAUGGUGGUGAACAAUUGGCAGGUGAUCCUGGAAGCCUAUAAGCACUACUCCGGCCCGUGGUCGAUGGUGUAUUUUGUGCUGUGGUGGUUGGUGUCCUCUGUCAUCUGGAUCAACCUGUUUCUGGCUCUGCUUCUGGAGAACUUUCUCCACAGAUGGGACCCUCAAGGUCAUAAGCAGCUCCUGGUUGGGACCAAGCAGAUCACCUACGAGAUGUCUGUGGAGCUCAUGUUCAGAGAUAUCCUAGAAGAGCCCAAGGAGGAGGAACUGAUGGAGAAGCUACACAAGCAUCCACACUUGCAUCUGUGCAGGUGACAUCAGAGUGGCCUCUAGCUGGGGCGACAGGACAGAGAUGCUGGCGUGGCCCAGGCUGUGGAGACAGCAGCCGGUCGAGAUUGAGCAUGAAAAGAUGGUACCUGGGACAGACCACUCAAGGAUAGACAGAGGCUGGAAUAAGGACUCCUCUCCUGCAGCUGCUCAGCAGUAGCCACCGUGCAAUCUCUGUAGCCGUGACAGACUGGUGGUCAGCACUACAGGACGGCCUUCUUCCAUUUGCUGUUCUUCAGAGCUGCCUGGGUGACUCACUAAGGAGAGAGAUUUCCAAGCAUCCUCAAAGCCAGGAAUGGAGAAGGCCUCGGCUGUCUUUUACCCACAAGCUCAUCUGUGCCUUCAGCGUCAGUGGCAUUUGUGAACUCAAGCCUGCCCAGGACAGUAGCUGGCAGGUUUCCAGGGCAUCAGGGUCAUGUGUAGGGAAUGUCACCUCUUUGUUUCAGUGCCUAUGGAUGUGAUAGGCGUGUCGGGGGGGGUGGGUCACUGUGUCAGCCAUUUUCUGUUUUGUAAAGAAGGAGAUUGUGUUUAUUCUGACCUCUCCCUCUACCUCAGGGUUGUUGGGUAGGGAGAGCACCAGGUUGUAAGGUGAGAGCUCCCACCUGUGAUGAGAAGCAUCUUUUAAUGACAUGCACAAAGACUUGUAAGCCCAA
Molecule: messenger RNA, 4418 nt
Organism: Rattus norvegicus (Norway rat)
Lineage: Eukaryota; Metazoa; Chordata; Mammalia; Rodentia; Muridae
Source: RefSeq, a predicted model, not a curated record